This is a messenger RNA of Daucus carota subsp. sativus, 1430 nucleotides long. RefSeq lists its product as uncharacterized. The record is from RefSeq and is a predicted model, not a curated record. The coding region runs from base 303 to 1175 and encodes 290 amino acids. The transcript is spliced from 5 exons. NCBI's taxonomy places the organism in Eukaryota, Viridiplantae, Streptophyta, Magnoliopsida, Apiales, Apiaceae. Gene Ontology annotation, molecular function: ubiquitin binding.
GACGAAAAUGAAUUGAAAAGAAAGGAAUAUAAACAUAUCCUCCACAGCGAGAGAGAUCGAGAGAGAUAGCGAGAGAGAUCCCAUGGAUAAUUACAUCAUCACAAACACAGAUAUCACAUAAUCCAAUCCAUUACACAUAAACAACAAACAUAAACCCUAGUUUGUUGAAUCAAUUUCAUCUUUUACGAUACAUAGAAACCCUAGAAAUUCAUACACAAGGAUUGGGGAUAUAGAUCGCUGUAUGAGAGAUAUAGGGGGAGAGGAGGCGAAUCGAAUCGAUCGCUGAGCAAUCUAUCUCAAACAUGUCUGCCAUAGUGUGUGGAAAAAGAUCAAAUUUUUUCGAAGACACGACACCUUCAUCAUCAUCAUCGCCGCCUGGUUCCAAGAGGAUUUGUUUCACCUCUUCCAGUAAUUCUCCGAUUCGAUUGUCUCCUUCUCGAGCCAAUUCUGUUUAUUCGUCCUCUUAUUCGUCUGGUUUUGCCAAUCCGUUUCGUUCGAUUUCGGUGCAUUUGGAUAAUCUCGCUGCUAUCUUUCCUGAUAUGGACAAGCAGCUUCUUGAGAGAGCACUUGAAGAAUGUGGUGACGAUUUGGAUUCAGCUAUUAAAAGUCUGACCGAGCUACGUUUAGGAUCUACAGUUAUUAACUCUGAUGCUGCACCUGCACAGCAAGCAAAUGGGCAAGUACAACCUCCAGUAGGGGUGACUGCAAAUGGUGAAGACGCAUCAUCUGAGAAUCCACCAACUACCCAAACGCCUUCUAUGGAUGGUGCAGACUGGGUGGAGCUUUUUGUUACAGAGAUGGUGAAUGCCUCUAACAUUGAUGAUGCAAGAAAUCGUGCAUCAAGGGCCCUCGAGUUCCUGGAGAAAUCUAUUCGUGCUCAGGCAACUGCAGAGACGGCUCAGGGCUUGCAGCAGGAAAAUAAUGUGCUGAAGGAACAACUCCAUGCCAUGAUUCAGGAGAACAAUAUAUUGAAGCGGGCAGUUUCAAUACAACAUGAGCGUCAAAAAGAGUUUGAGGAUAAGAAUCAAGAGCUGCAUAACUUGAAGCAGAUGGUGUCCCAGUAUCAGGAGCAGCUGAGAACACUAGAGGUUAACAAUUAUGCUUUGACGCUGCACCUCAAGCAGGCUCAACAAAGCAACUCCCUUCCGGGCCGUUUUCAUCCUGAUGUCUUUUAGUAUAUUGUUAGCAUGUUCUAUAUGGAGUUUGUUGGCGCCGAUUGUCCAAGAUCAGCCAGUUGUGCCCUGUAUGAAUACCCCCUUGUUUCCUUUUUAAGCCAUUUCUGGCUGUUGAAUGUGACCUCAAUAAGCGAAUAUUGUCGCGAGUUCUAUAUAUUACUUGUAUGAAUGCUUAAUGUUACAUUUGGAGGUGUAUACUGCACCAAAUUAUAACUUUGUUGUAUAUUUUUUACAUAUUGGAUCUGUUUUUUUUCC